This is a messenger RNA of Prorocentrum cordatum, 2562 nucleotides long. The record is from the annotation of a GenBank genome assembly. NCBI's taxonomy places the organism in Eukaryota, Dinophyceae, Prorocentrales, Prorocentraceae.
AUGCCCCCGCCCCCCUGCACCGCCGCGCAAGCCCUCAGCGAGCUUGGCGGCAUCCGCCCGGGCCACGCGGACAGCGACCCCAGGCGCAACUUCCAGCCUGACCUAGUCCCCUUGCCCACGGUGGGCGGCCUGGCGGACGGCGAGCAGGUGCUGUCCGGUCAGGCCCUUGAACGCUGGAGGUGUGUGUUCGACUACUUUGCGGCCAGAGACCAGGUGCGGUACAGUAACUUCGCCAUGCAAAUGCUGGAGGCCGGUCUGGUCACCAUACAUGCUGAGCGCCCUGCUACGGUUGGCAUCUUCUUCGUGGCGAAGAAGGACGGGCGCUUGCGCGUGAUCCUGGACACCAGAGCGGUCAACGACCUCUUCGACGAGCCGGCGCACUCGCGCCUGCCAACCCCUGCGUCAUGGGCCUCCGUCGAGAUCGGGCUCACGGACGACCUCAUCCUGUCCCAGAUGGACGUCGACAACGCCUUCUACCGCUGCAAGGCGCCGCCCGGCGUCUCGGACCUUUUUGCGCUGCCCCGGUUUCUGCUCGGCACCUUCAUCGCAAUGGCGACGGCCAGCGCGGUCCGCGCGGGCGUGCCGUCGGAGGCCUUCUUGCUUGACAAGAAGCACGCGCCCGACAUCACUGGCGACAAGUUCGGGACGGCGAUCUACGUCGACAACGCGGGGGUCAUCGGCACCAGCGACGACGUCGUCAGGGACAUGGCCAAGAAGCUCUACGCCCAGCUCGCGGCGGACGGGCUCCAGUGCAAGGAUCUCGAGCACGGCUUGCCCGAGGCCCAGUUCGCGGGCAUGGCGCUCGACCAGGCCACUGGACGUAUUUCAGUCGGCCACCGCCGUUGUUGGAAGGUGCGCCUCGCCAUCGUAGCCAUCCUCGAGGACGGGUUCGUCUCGGGGAAGGUCUUGCAUCGCAUCGUGGGGCACUUCACUUGGUCGGCUAUCUUGAGGAGGUGCCUACUCAGCAUUCCGCACUCGAUCUACCGCUUCAUAGAGGUGGCUGGCGACUCGCGCAUCAAGAUCUGGCCCGCGGUAGCCCGGGAGCUCCGCUGGAUGAUGGCGCUGCCUCUGGCCUACACGGACAGCAAGAAACCUUGGAGCACGCAGGUCGUUGCGACGGACUCCGAGGGCGCCAACGUCACGGACAACGGGGGGUUCGGCAUUGUGGUGAAGCCCUUCGACCUCCAGACAGUGAGAGAGUGGGGCCGGCAGAGCGAGCGCUGGAGGUUCGCAGUCGAGGAUGCCGCGCAGGCCCGCCGCCGCGCCUUGGCUUCCGAUGCGGAGCCGUCGGGCGCGCCGCGGCCGUGUGAGGGGGCUCUACCAGAUGAGCUCCAUCCCGAGCUCAUGGACAUCCGGCGCGAGAGCCCGGAGGCGCGCGCCUCGCCCCAGGCUGCUGUCGAGGCGCUCGCCCGAGCCAGCGGCGACCCAGACGCCCCACCCGAGUUCGACGACGGGCUUUGGCGUCCGGGCGGCGGGCCUUACACGCUGGGACCAUCAAGCACUUGGCGCGAUUGGAUUGACGACGGAGGCUUCGAGGACUUCGACUCGGUCGAAGCUUCGAGGGCACGCAGUUUCGGCCAGUACUUCUUGGAGGUGAACAAGGUGACGCGUCCCUCUGCCAUGAUGUACGACAGGUACUUUCAGGACUUCCAGACCUGGGCCAGCAGCAACGGCCUGCCGCUGAACGCCAGCGAGGACAUCUCCUUCGCGAUGCUCGAGUACCUGGAGGACCUCUACUUCCAGGGCCACAACCACGACUCGGGCGAGAAGGUGAUCGCGGCGCUGGAGUACAGGGCCCCAGGCAUCCGCAGCGCGAAGGUCCUCGAGCGGGCCAAGAACGCGCUGAAGGGCUUCAGGAGGCUGGCUCCGGGUCUCAGCCGGGCGCCUCUGCCGUGGAUCGGCCUGUGUGCCCUAGUGGGCGCGGCUCUGCACAUCAACGAGCUGGAGUUCGCGCAGUGCCUGGUGUUCCUGUUCCGGACGUACCUGAGGCCCAGCGAGUGCCUGGGGCUGCGAGUGGAUCAGCUCGUUCCUCCGCUCCCCGGUUCGGGGACCAAGUCCUGGGCGCUGCUGCUGGCGGCCGAGGAAGAGGCCAUCCCCACGAAGACCAAGGAGUUCGACGAGAGCAUCCUGCUGGACAGUCCCGAGUUGGUUUGCCUCUACCCGCGCUUCUCAACCUUGAAGAAGCGCUCAGGCUGGGACAAGGUGUGGUCCUUCGACUAUCGGAAGUUCUCGAGCCUGUUCAAGCGCGUGUCGGAGGCUGCGGGCCUGGGCCAGGCCAACCUCCACCCGUGCAUGAUGCGGCGCGGGGGGGCCAGCGACGACGCGCUCAGGCAGACCCGCUUCUUGGAGGAGAUCAAGCGCCGCGGCCGCUGGGCCGCGGACACAUCAGUCAAGAGGUACGAGAAGCAUGCAAGAGUUCUGAAGUCGCUGGAGUGCCUGGCCAAGCCGGUGCGGGACUACGGCCUGGCCAUCGAGCGCCAGCUGCAGCUGCUGCCGGCCCUGCAGGCCAAGCCGCCUCCGCCGCCCGGACUGGGCAGGAAGCGCCUGCACGGGAAGGGAUAA